Molecule: messenger RNA, 2064 nt
Organism: Aspergillus campestris IBT 28561
Lineage: Eukaryota; Fungi; Ascomycota; Eurotiomycetes; Eurotiales; Aspergillaceae
Product: CAP-Gly domain containing linker protein BIK1
Exons: 1
Coding region: 1-2064 (687 amino acids)
Source: RefSeq, a predicted model, not a curated record
AUGGCGCCCCUCGACGAGGUCCAGGUCGGAGACCUGGUGAAUGUUCCCGGUAGCAUGUUCGGAACGGUCCGAUAUCUCGGGACUGUCGCCGGAAAGCCGGGGAAAUUCGCCGGGAUUGAAUUGGCGGCGGAGCAUGCCAGACGCGGGAAGAACAGUGGUGACGUGGAUGGGAAGAAGUACUUUGCGACGUCCAUCGCUGGGUCGGGCAUCUUCGUGCCCAUGAACAACAACAAAUAUGUCUGCAAACGGUCGUCCGGGUCGUCCUCCAUGGGCCCGUCCGCCAACCCGCCCACCCCCUCCCGACCGGUCAACUUCAGCAAGUCCGUGGGCCCCGGUACCAGUCCCGCCGUGCGGCCCCCGCGAGUGAGACGGCCCUCGUUGCCGCGACCAGAAUCCCCCCGGGGUCCGCCUCCCUCCAAACUCAGCCUGGCUGGUCUCCGCACCCCGUCCGCCGCCGCCCGUUCGGCUCCGAGCUCGAACGGUUAUCCGCGGAGUCCCGUGAAAGGAAGCCCCGUCAAGGCGCCGUCUCGGGCCUCUGAUCGUCCGCCCUCGCGAGUGAGCCUGGAGGAUGACGCCGUGUCGACCAGAACCUCGGAUUUCCCCAUCCGCACGUCCAAUGUGGCCGAGGUACAAGCCUUGAAAGACCGGGUGUCGAAUCUCGAGCAACAGCUGUCGGAUCGCGACCAACAGCUGGGCGAACAGGCCGGGGCUCUAUCCGAGUUCCAGCAUCUCCUGGAGGAACUCGAGGGCUCCGAUGCCCUCUCGGUCCGGGCCCAGCUGCGGGAGAAGAACGACAGGAUCGCACAAUUGAUGGCCGAGUUCGAUCUCCACCGAGCCGAUUUCCGCAGCACCCUCGACACCUUGGAAAUCGCCGCGUCGGAAACCGAGCGGGUAUACGAACAGCGGCUAGAGGAGGUGAUGCAGCACAACCGGGAACUGCAAGAGCGGGGAGAGGAUGUCGAGGAGGUGGCCCGGCAGCUCAAGCAGCUUGAGGAACUCGUGUCGGAGCUCGAGGAAGGUCUCGAGGAUGCCCGCCGCGGGGAGGCCGAAGCCCGAGCGGAAGUGGAAUUCCUUCGAGGUGAAGUGGAGAGGACCAAGCUCGAGCUGCAGCGAGAGCGAGAGAACUCUGCAGGCCCUCGAUCGAGCUCCGGUGGGCCCCGUCAAUCUCGAGAACUGGAUCAGAAGGACGACGAGAUCCGCGGGUUGAAGGCCAUCAUCCAUUCAUUGAGUCGGGGAGAUCCCGACAUUCAUGCGCUCCAGCAGAAUGGGCAAAACUCCCAGGGCGACCACGACCCCCAGCAUCUGGCCCACUUGGAGCAACAGGUCCAGGAACUCGAACGCCUGACCGAACAGAAGACCUACCGGAUCGAGGAGCUGGAGCGGGAGCUGCAACAGUCCCAGACCAAUGAUAACAGUCGAGCUCGAAGCUCGACGGUCACUGCCGCGGCCCCCCACCACCAAAAGACCGGAUCCACCGGGAAGGCUGGCAACCACCUUACCAGCAACCACUCGCAUCGCCUGUCGGAUCGCACCGUGGUCCCCAGUGACUGGCACGAUGCUCCCGAACCGGAUGACGAUUACCAACCCUAUCCUCCCCAUCGCACGGCCCCGGAUGCCUCGAACCGUCGCCUCGAGACAAUGCCCGAGUCCGACAGCCGCUCGGACGAUGGCAAUUCCAUGUGGUGUGAGAUCUGCGAAACCGGGAAUCAUGAUAUCCUAAGUUGCUCCAACAUGUUCGGCGCGCAGAACAAGAACAAAGACGCACCGUCCAAGGGAGCUUCCCAGUAUGAGACCGCGACGGAAGACAAGCCGACCUCGGAGAGCUCGGGGGGUGGGGACGCGACUCCUUCAAGCCGGAGUGAAAGCACAACGCCCCAGAAGACGGGUCGCGAUGUGGUGAUGGAGGGACUGAAGGGCGUCGGCAUGGCCAUGUCGUCGUCCAUGUCAACAACCUCCAUGGCCCCGGUGGCUGGGAAAGCCAGUGGUGUGAUUGACGAGACCAAGUGGUGUGCGCUCUGCGAGAGAGACGGUCACGAGAGCAUCGAUUGCCCGUUUGACGAUUAA